AUGACCAAAACUGAAGCUCUCGAUUAUGCUAUCGAAACAAUUCCACAGAUUUUGCCAUUAGAGAAACAAGAUGUGGUCGACCUAUGUAAUCAAAUCAUUACAACAAAUGAGACACCAGACUCAAUUGCACAAGGAUUCAUGAAUAUACUUGGUCAGGAGGAGAUGGUAUUUGAUUUUGUUUUUAAAUUCAAUGAGUUAUUAGGGCAAGGAGGUAGUAACAAUAUUCAUAAUGAUUAUAAGAAGGAAGACAGAGCAACGGGAACAACGACAAAAACUACCCCUACAACCCAAAAUGAUGGACCUCCACCUCUUAUUAAAGUACCACCAAAACCAACUAAUAAUAGAAAUGUAGUUGUUUCAAAAAUAGCUACACCAAGUAAGGAAUCUACUGUCACUUCCAAAAGCCCCCAUAAUAGCUCUUCUGGAAAGAAGUUGGGAAAACAAAAGAAACUUCAAUCUUUAGAUGAAAUUAAUGAAGCCGUUAAACUACUGGACUUAAAUGAUAAGAAAACCAAUUCCAAAGAGUAUGCAUGUUCUUGUCAGGGCAGAAUACAUCCGUUAUUUGAACUUGCACCUAAUUGUCUUUCUUGUGGUAAACUAAUAUGUGUAAAGGAGGGGUUAAAUUUAAAUAACUGCAGUUUUUGUGGGACUGAAUUAAUUCCUUUUAAAGAGAGGUAUGAAUUGAUACAAGAACUUAAUAAAGAGAAAGAUGACAUUAUGUCUGGUAAAUCAGACCAGGUUGAAAAGGAUACAACUGCAACUAAACGUAAGCCAACCAAAACAUACAAGAUAUCUUCAGGAAUGGGUAAGAAUUUAUUCAAGGAACAAGAUAAACUAUUUGACUUCAUAGAGAGACAACAUGAAAGAGAACGGAAAAGAGACGAAAUAAUGAAAAAACUAGAUGAUGCUCCAAAGGAAGUAAUCCCACUACAGAAGGAAGUUGUUGACGAGGAAUUGGAAAAGGCUCAAAAUAGACUAGAAAAUUUACUUCAUUUUCAGGAUACAUCAGCUGAGAGAACGAAAAUUAUUGACAAUGCAAGUGACUUUGAUAUGUCUGGGGAUACCGGUAUGUGGGGAAACUCCAAGGAAAGGGCAAUGAUUUUGAAGAAACAACAGAGAAAUCUUCGAAAAUGGGAAAAAAUGGAAAAAGAGAGACACGGUAAGAGUGAUAAAUAUGUUGUAAGCAUGAAUAUUGGCGCUAAUGGUAAAGUUACAAUGACUGAGCUAAAAAAAGAUCAUGGCAACGUAUAUGCUGAUUCUGAUGAGGAUCCUGAUGAUAUCAGUGAUGCUGAAGAUAGAGCUGAUUUACACCAAAUUAAUUCAAGCAAACAGCAGCUCCAACAAGAGAAGGAUGUCGAUAGUCUAGUUCUUCAAUCAAAUGUAUGGGAUUACGAAAAGGAUAAGAAACAAUUCAAAAGAGCCAUGUAUAUCGACAGGAAUCCAGAAGAAGACGAAACAACUGAAACCGAUAAUUUUCAACUAAGUAGUCGACUAGGUAAGGAACCAAGGGUACAAAUUGCCUCCAACAAUGAGACUGCCCUUGAAGAUAAUAUCCUUGCAGUACUAUAG
Messenger RNA from Maudiozyma saulgeensis, 1569 nucleotides. The record is from the annotation of a GenBank genome assembly. NCBI's taxonomy places the organism in Eukaryota, Fungi, Ascomycota, Saccharomycetes, Saccharomycetales, Saccharomycetaceae.